Molecule: messenger RNA, 1890 nt
Organism: Amblyraja radiata (thorny skate)
Lineage: Eukaryota; Metazoa; Chordata; Chondrichthyes; Rajiformes; Rajidae
Gene: cyb561d1
Product: cytochrome b561 family, member D1
Exons: 3
Coding region: 36-725 (229 amino acids)
Molecular function (GO): transmembrane monodehydroascorbate reductase activity
Source: RefSeq, a predicted model, not a curated record
GUUGCAGCCUGCAGCGAGCGGGACUGUGAGAGCCCAUGAACCAGGCGGGAGCGGGCAAGGGGGCGGCCAGGCGGUGCUGCGGUAGGCUCGACCUGUACCUGCGGAAGGCGGCCGGAGCAGCGGCGCACCUGAGCGCCCUGGCCAUCAGCGUCUACGUGGGAGUGCUCAGCCGCCUGGGAACCAGUCGUUUCUCCUGGCACCCAGCCUGCAUGUCUGUGGCAGUCUGCUUUUGUAUGACUGAAGCCAUUCUGACUUUCUCGAAGGACAGCUCCCCAUUUUUCUGUUGCACGGUGCCAGCUAAGGUGCGACUACACUGGGUCAUGCAAGUCCUUGCCACGAUCUUUGGCUCGAUUGGCCUCGUUUCCAUUGUUUCCAGCAAGAACAUCUCGGAGUCUCCGCACCUCACCUCCUGGCACAGUGUCCUGGGUAUCGGCACUGCCAUUGCUGUGGGCGGUCAGUUGCUUUGCGGCCUCUGCCUUCUGUUUCCAAAGUUGAUCAAUACCUACUCCGUGGCUAGGCUGCGGCUUUACCAUGCCACAUGCGGUCUACUGGCUUACCUGAUGGCAAUGGCCACAGUCAUGCUGGGAUUAUGCUCUGACUGGUUCACAUCCCAGGUUAACACAGUUGUGUGGUACUUGUGUAUAAUCACUCUGCUGAUUCCAGCUCUUGUUAUCAUGAACCAAGUCAAUAGUGGUUACCUGUCCAAGAAGAAAAUAGAAGUUUAAUAUUGGAUCAACUUCAAUGUGCACAUUUCUCAACUACCCAGGAAGUAUAAGCUUGAAAGUCAAAUUAAAUUGCAGUGAUUGAUUGAGCUGGGCAAAUGGAAUAUCUUUGAACUAAACCAGCUGUAAGAAACCUUUUAGUGUUCCUAUUUCCUUCUCCCCCACUCUAUCCACUUUAUUUUGUGCUGACAAAGUAAUGUUUUCCUUUGACACAUUGCGUGUUGUUUGUUGCCUGUGGGCUCUCCUUGGGAUGUGAAGUAUAUGCUGUAAUAGGAAUUAAAGUUCUUAAUGGAUGCAUAUUGUUAUCAAAUAACAAGAUGUUAAUGUGUACUUCUGGAAUGUGUAAAUGAACACAGCAAGAGACAUGAGACAUCAUGUCAAUGGAGACAUCAUGUAAAUCAGGGCAAUGAGAUGCCAGUUAUUUUUACAGAUGAAGCCUUAUAAGAUUUGAAGAUUUACAAGGUUUUUCCCUAACUAGUCUGAAGAAGGGUCUCGACCCGAAACGUCACCCAUUCCUUCUCUCCAGAGAUGCUGUCUGUUACUCUAGCAUUUUGUGUCUAUCUUCGGCUUAAACCAGCAUCUGCCGUUCCUUCUUACCCAACUCCGCAGACUUGGCCUCCAGCCCUAUAGUGUUGAGCACAGGGCAGAGAGAAAAUCAUUUGCCAAAUAACAUCCCAGCUGGUCAUGGAAUCAGUUGACUGCCUGUGGAAUCAUUUUAAAAUAAUUGAAAAUGCGUUCCUUCCAAAUGGUAUUUAUUUUUUAUAUUUGUGCAUCAAUUUAACAGCGACGAUGGAAAUACUUCUGUAUAAUUCCAUUCAAUAUCGGGCACAAUGUUGCAUUAUGUAAACAAUGUAUCUAAAAUAAUUCACGUUUUUAAUUGUUAUCAAGGUCUAAUUGUCCGAUGUUGUAUUUUAUGAGUAUUAUGUGACACAAAUUGUUCAUCUUUUCCCUCUUGUGAUGUAUUUAAAUGCAGCGGCCAUAAUGUUUGUUCUGGUUUUUGAAUCCUUGGCUAAUAAGGCAUAUAUUAUCUUUCUGCGUGACAUUCUGGGAUUUCUGUACAUAAUCGUGCCAAAAAAUUUGUUGGUCAGUUUGAAUUGUAUUUAAUUUUCAAAGUUAUUGGAAUCUUUAAAUCUUUUUUAAAUAAAACCGAGCACGGCCAUCAAACUUA